Messenger RNA from Cyprinus carpio (common carp), 795 nucleotides. Its product is annotated as catechol-O-methyltransferase b. The transcript has 5 exons. Lineage: Eukaryota; Metazoa; Chordata; Actinopteri; Cypriniformes; Cyprinidae. Gene Ontology annotation, biological process: developmental process; dopamine metabolic process; catecholamine catabolic process. The record is from RefSeq and is a predicted model, not a curated record. Gene Ontology annotation, molecular function: catechol O-methyltransferase activity.
AUGUUACUGGUGUUGCUGUGCUGGUGUGUCGAGGCCACAGUGCUUUUAUACGUGUUGUACUCCUGGCUCAUCCCCACUGCUGUGCAGUUCAAUGGCAGUCUGGCAUUACUCUGGCACGAUGUCAUCAUUGAGUGAGCUCUUGAUACUCUGACCAGAUCAACUCGACCACAGCGUCUGCUGAAAGCAGUAAGGAAACGUGCAACGCGAGGUGACCCUCAGAGUGUGAUCUCGGCCAUUGAUCAUUUCUGCCGACACAACGAAUGGGCUAUGAACGUUGGAGAUGAGAAAGGCUCUAUCCUGGACUCAGUGGUGAGUGAGGUGAACCCAGAGAAGGUCCUAGAGUUGGGCACAUACUGUGGAUACUCCACAGUGCGCAUCGCUCGACUCCUUCCUCCUGGAGCUCGUCUGAUAACACUGGAGUUCAAUGUAGAUUAUGCUGCAAUUGCCCGACAAGUAAUCGCCUGGGCGGGUCUUGAAGACAAAAUCCAGCUUGUAGAAGGUGCGUCUGAAGAUUGGAUCCCACGCAUGAAGGAGCACUUUGGAAUUGAAACAUUUGAUUUUGUUUUUCUGGACCACUGGAAGGACCGUUACCUCCCCGACACAAAAUUAAUGGAGGACUGUGGUCUGCUAAGGAAAGGCACCGUUCUGCUUGCUGAUAAUGUGAUCUGUCCGGGAGUACCAGACUAUCUUGAAUAUGUCCGGAAUAGCCUUUCCUAUAAAAGCUGCUAUUUUAAAUCCCAUUUAGAGUACACCAAGGCAGAGGAUGGCUUGGAGAAGUCUGUGUUUUUGGGCUAG